Drosophila takahashii is the source of this 1194-nucleotide messenger RNA. It is a transcript of the gene alpha4GT2, whose product is annotated as alpha1,4-galactosyltransferase 2. Gene Ontology annotation, molecular function: alpha-1,4-N-acetylgalactosaminyltransferase activity. The record is from RefSeq and is a predicted model, not a curated record. NCBI's taxonomy places the organism in Eukaryota, Metazoa, Arthropoda, Insecta, Diptera, Drosophilidae. Gene Ontology annotation, biological process: glycosphingolipid biosynthetic process.
AUGCAAGUGUCACGAUCGCUAACCGUUGUUGGUUCACUGGCUCUUAUUCUCAGCAUUAUAUUCAUCUACAAGUGGAUGUCGAGUCAAAGCCUCGGCCCAAAGAGGGUCAGUUUGGUGACCAAAAAGGUGACCGAACUGAAGAAUUCGACAAAGAAAGCAAACCCGGUGACUAAGAAACCCAUACAAAGGAAGACUAAUAAGCCGAAGAAGCCGGCCGAUAAACAUAUUCCCAAAAAGAAAACAAAAAUGAUGGGCAAUCAGCCCAAAUUCAGGGUAAAAAAGCAAGUGAGAAUUGCUGCCAUACCUUUGUUGGAUGUUUUAAAAGCCAAAAAUCAGCCCAGUUCUGGACGGAGUAUAUUCUUCCACGAGACCACGAAUUUCCAGCGUGACGAGAAGAUUCGCCUGAUACAUCUGACGCCUCGGGAGGCCUGUGCCAUUGAAUCGGCCGCCCUUCACAAUCCACGCCUCACUGUAUUCGUCCUCUUCGCCGGCGCCACUCAUCGCUUCGUCUCCGAUCUGCUGCGCUAUGUGACUCUAUAUAAAUACGGUGGAUUUUACCUCGAUCUCGAUGUGGUGGUUCUGAAGAGUCUGGAGAAGAUGCCUCCAAAUUUCACAGGGGCGGAGAGCAACAAAUCUUUGGCCUGCGGGGUCAUGAAGAUGUCCGCCAACGGCUUGGGCCACAAGUUGGCCAGCCAGUGUCUGCGGGAUCUGCAGGCCAACUAUGAUGCCAAUAAAUGGGGAAACAGUGGACCCGGGGUCAUAACGCGAGUGGCCAAAAAGCAGUGCAGCACCGACAGCAUCCGGACGAUGAUUAGCAAUCCCAAACGUUGCAAGGGCUUCAAGGUCUUCGAUCCGAAGGCCUUUUACGCGAUUCCUUGGCUGCAGUGGAAGGAUUUUUUUCAGACCAACAGAAUCAAUGUGACCAUGAAGAGAAUAUCCAAGAGUCCCGUGAUCCAUGUGUGGAACAAGUUCUCGCGAGGCUGGAAGCUUAAAACCAAGGACAACUGUGCCUACACCAAACUGGCCAAAUUACACUGCCCCAAGGCAUUCGCAGCAGCGGGAAAGUUUUUUUAGAUCAAAUUUAAGUCAAUCUAUGUAGUCAGAAUAAGUAAAAAUAGGUAAACAUUUUAAAAAGUAAAUUUUGUUUAAUUUUAAUACUGGUUUUAAAGAAAAAAUUGAUUUAAAUUAGAAUCA